AAUCGUCCAAAAUCGCGUGACGUCAUUUAUGGACGGCCCCCUGUCUGUCCUACACGGAUUUGUCUCUGAACGCACACUCUUAGUUUCGUACACCCCUCCUCCACCCGACAUAGCCAAUGAAAGUUGUCACGUCGUGAAUAACACAACGCCGCCAGUGUAUUCAUGCGUGAGCAGCAGCAGCAGCAGCAACGGCCACGCUAAAGAGAAGUCCACACAGCACCCUGAACAAUCGAGUUCCCCUAGUAGAGGUGGAGAGUGGGGUUCAAAACGCCGCUCUGUUACGUAACAAGCAGCGUGGCUGCAGUAGCCCACGUGACCGUGCUCUAGGGGAACGCCCCCACCGGAAACUUGCGGUGACGUCACGUUCACGUGACCGUGACGUCACUCUUGCGACGCCACUCGGGGACAACGGUCAGACACGCGCAGCAGCUCGCAAGCGAGGAUGGGGAAUUCCGAGGUGCUGCUUGACCUCCUCUGGCGAAUGUUGUACAACUGGAUCAGCACUGUAGGAGGAGAAGAAGGAGAUGUCGUUGAGAAUCCCUGCGACAGCUGCCCUUGCGAGCUGCCCCCAAAAGCUAACCCCUCCACGGGCAUCGACGCAGUGAUGGCUGCAAUCUUGGCGUUCACGGCAGCGUCCGUGAUGUUCUGGGCCGUGCUCUACUUUUACGUCAACAAUAGCUACAGAUACAAACGGGAAAAUGCAGAGCUCCAUCUGCAGUUGGAGAUGAUGCGUCGACAGCUCAACGAGCUGGAGAAAGCCACGGCCACGGUCUCCACCAACACCACCACUGCCUCCAACGCCACCCUGGCAGCCACAUGCAGUUCCGCCGCCACCACCAGGGAUGCUGCUGGGAGAUGCAUCAACACCCCCACCCCGACUGCUUCUGGCAUAUUAUUCACCCCCACCGCUAUGGCGCUUGAUGUUGGCAGAUUUAACGCUGUCACCCCAAUUGCUGCUGGCAGCUCCCUCACCGUCACCACCACCCCGGCUGCUGCCUGGAGAUUAAUCGCCCCCUUUACCACCACGGUCGCCACAUACAGAUCCAACCCCCCGGCUGCUGCCACGAGAUCUAACGCUGCCACCCCAGCUGCUGCUGGCAGCUCCCUCACUGCCACCACCAACCCAGCUCAUGCUGGUAGAUGCACCACUGCCUCCCCAGUUUCUGCCGGGAGAUCCACCACCAUCAACAUUGGUGCCACCACCACCGCCUGUGCCAAAGCCCAAAGGAUCGCCAAAUUGCGUAAUUUUAUUCGAGAACUCCAACGGUCGGCUACUACUAGAAGAUUCACCGCCACUACCCCUGCAUCUGUCGGUCGAUCCAUCGAUACCACCCCUGCAUCUGCAGGCCGAACCACCUCCACCACUCCUGGCUCUGCAUUUGUCAAUAUCCCUUGAGAAAUAAACUGUUGGACCCUGA
Messenger RNA from Petromyzon marinus (sea lamprey), 1418 nucleotides. RefSeq lists its product as uncharacterized. The record is from RefSeq and is a predicted model, not a curated record. Lineage: Eukaryota; Metazoa; Chordata; Hyperoartia; Petromyzontiformes; Petromyzontidae.